Lactuca virosa is the source of this 252-nucleotide messenger RNA. Lineage: Eukaryota; Viridiplantae; Streptophyta; Magnoliopsida; Asterales; Asteraceae. The record is from the annotation of a GenBank genome assembly.
AUGGCAAAGUUUACAUUUCUUACGCUAGCCCUUGUGGCACUUUUCAUUUUUUGCACAGAUAAAAAUAUGAAGGUUGUGGGAGCGAGUUGGGUUGAUAGAUGUUGCGAGAAUGAUUACAUCGGUGUAUGUAGACCUGGUACGAUUGACGAUCAAACAUGUGCUGAUUCGUGUAAAAAACAUUGUUUAGAUCAUGAAACGUCAGGAAAAUGUGUUGAAGCAUAUGUUUGUCGUUGUAUCGAAUGUAUUUCUUAA